CAUUGACGAUGAAAAUGAAUCAUCGGUGCAGCUGCUAAUGGAAAUAUAUCGACUUUCACCAUUGUGCCGAUGAUGAUGAUAGUCAAACUACUAUGUUGGAAGUCGAAACUACGAUGGCGAAAGUUGAAAGCACGAUAAUGGUACGCAAAUCCACGGUGGUGAAAAAACCCAGGAUGAUGAAAAUAUGAAAUAACAUCGCGUUUUCAUAAUCAUAGUUUUGUAGAGAUAAUUGAAAUAAAGGCUGUGAUUCCACUGAACUUACCAGUAUGGAUAACCUUUUAGUAGACCUGGAUAAAGUCCUUGAUGACUUUGAGGCUGAAGAGAAUUCAGCACCAGGCACUGAAAGAAAGCCAAGUGGCUUCCAGGAAUAUUUGGAACAAACCAAUAACCAGACCUUGAAUGAUAUUGAAAACAUGGAAACUUAUAAACAAUAUGAAAAGAACAUGUACGAUGAAGGAAUGUCUAGAGAUUUUUCAGAUAAGGAGUUGUCAAGUGUUAGGUAUGACUUUCCUUAUGAACCAGAAAAGUUUGAUUUAUCCGAGGCAGACUUUGCACCCUCCACAAACUUUGGAGAGAGCAGUUAUAAUGGAUCACUUGAUUCGUCACAGAACAAAAAGAUGAAUAACGAACCUGUUGUAAAUAGUUUAAAACAAUUCACUAAUUACCCUGGAAUUCAGGCUCACCACAUGAAUGGGACAAUUGAAGAUACAAGUGAUUCUCAAAACAGUCAUCAAAGUCAGUAUGGAUUAUUACAGGUGACACAGUCUAAAGAAAAAAAUAAUGCUUUAAAAUUACAAAUGACACAAUCUGAAAUUGUGAAAGCACCAAUACAGGCAGACAAUUCCCCAGGAGUAGAACCUUCAAAAAUGGCAUUUCAAAUGAAUGGACAUUCCGAUGAGGCACAUGGUCUUGAACAUUCAGAAAAACCAGUGUAUCACCAGCAGUUGUCUAGCAUUCCAAGCCUUAAUAGUAUAAACUCUAGUCCAGAAUAUGAUAAAUAUCCUGUGCAAUGUAACACGCCUCAGACCCCUAAAGACCCAACUGUAAACCCAUUUGAGGCUCAGUUAUCGCUAAGUAGUGGCGGAAGCUUAAGUCCUUCACAUACAAAUUCUAGUCAAGUUCAACCAAAACGAGAUGCUGAAACUAUGCAAGACAUUCCGAAAUUACAAAAUCUGAAAGAAGAUUUGGAAAUGAGUUGUGAUUCAAGAGGCAAUACUGAACAGUAUUGGUCUCAAGGUCAUGUGACUUCAGCUGCAAAUUCCUCACAGUCUUUGCCAGCAACUUUACACCAGACUGUGUUUCAAAAUGGAGCUAAUUCAACUGGUUCUUUGCCAUCAGAACUUGAAACUGAAGAACAGUCUACAGGAAAAAGUAAAAGUGCUAACCAGUCUGAAAUGGAAAUAGGUACAGAUCAGCGUGAUGAAAUGACUGAAAACCAUCCUGUGGAUAGAGCUAAUAGAAAUAUAUAUUUUGAAAAUGAUAAAGAAUUUUCAACAGAUGAUCCAGAUGAUCCUGUCAACAAGAGCAUAGGAAUGGAAAAUAUUGCAGCUGGAACUAAUGUACUAGUGAAGGAUAACAAUGCUGGGCAGAAAACUUACAUGCAGAAUGUUGUAGGCUUUGGGAAUAUUGAUGAAGUUGAUGAUGACACUGAUCUAAAUGCAUACCUUGGUGAUGAAUCUGAAGGAGUAAGCAAUCACGGGACUGAUUCUCAUUUGAGCAAAUUUUCUUCUGAAAACCAGUCUGGUCAUGGUUUUUCAAAUUUUACAGCAGAAAACCAAGAUUCAUUAAGAGUUUGUGAUACUGAAAUCGUGAAUAAGGAAGAUAAGGAACAAAAACUUAGAACAAAAGUUGAGGAAAGUGAUAUGGACACAUCAGAAAUGGGUGUUUCAGGCGAUAAUACAACAAGUAUGUCACGUAAUACCUUUGUAGAAAAGACAGCUAACUUAAAUGAUAGAGACUCUGGUUUUUCUGAAGCAAAGUUUGAUACAAAAACAGAACCAGUAUUGAAUCAAAUGAAAGAUUCAGAUAUGGAAAUUUUUAAAAUUCUCCCUACAAAUCCAGACCAAUCUAAUACAGUUGUUGACACUAAUCCUGUGAUAACUAAUCUUGCUUCAAAUUUAUCACCUGUUGCAAAUAUUUCAUUAGACAGUGGUGUUGCUUCUCUUAAUGACAAUUUAGAAGACAUUUCUACACACACAAGUGAACUUAAUGAAGGUUUAACAGAUGCUGGAGCUAGACCCAAAGAUUCUCAAAACAAAGUAAACAGGCCAAAUUCUUUAAUGGGACUUUCUACUGUGGACUUGAAGUCAGAUUCACCCUUUGUGAUGAAGCCACUGGUCUCACCAUCAGUAGAACUGAAAGGUGAAACCAGUCAAGUGAAUAAACCAGUGAAUCCAGUUAUUGAAAGAAUGGUUGUAGAUUCUGUGAUUAGUCAAACUGAAGAAUCUAGACAGUUAAUGGAAAAUUCUAACAGUGGCAGAGACACUGGAAAUAUUACUGAAUCAAAUUUUGACAGAAUGGAAGGUGACAAUGAAUCAAAUGUAGUGGAAAUGAGGUAUCCAGACAGAUUCCAACCUUCAGAAGGCAUUGUUACUGGCAGGCCUAGGUCAUGGAGUCCAUCAGACUCAGGCCAGCCACCUGUACAGAAACAGAAAAGACCAACAAGUUUGAAUCUCCCACCGCCACCAACAUUUAAUCCAGCAUGUGACAGGGAGAUGUCGGAAGAAGAUCAAACUCCAGAGACAGACGCUGGUGUUGGUAUGGAAACAACAACAGGGGAAAACCAGGAUCUGAAUGUUGCAGCUGACCAGGAUGGUGUUGCUGGAGCCGAAGGUGGGGCUGAAGCUCCUUACAUUCCCCCAGAACAUAUGGAUCUAGAUCCCCCACCGCCCUAUAGUUCCACAUUGGGCACGGUGGCCCCUAAAUGGAUCCCAGAUGCUGAGGCCCCUAUAUGUAUGAGUUGUGAGUCGAGAUUUACCUUCACCAAGAGAAGACAUCAUUGUAGAGCUUGCGGAAAGGUGUUUUGCUCUACAUGUUGCUCUAUGAAGAACAGAUUACCUUACCUGAAGAACCAGGAAGCUCGAGUAUGUGUCCUGUGCCAUAGUGAACUAGCUAUAGCCAUGGAUAGAGCUGAGAGAAAUGUUGGCCGUCCUCCCCAUCCCAACAACCCCAGUGAUUACUGUAGUGUAGUUCCACCCACACAUGCAGCCGGUGGUGCAACCGCUUCUCAACCCCCGUCAGUCCUCGUUCCAGUUCUCAAACGUGAUGGCAGUGUUGGAGUUGAGUGUUCAAACCGUCAAAGUGCACCAAAACAGGUGAUGUUUUCUGAUGGUAUACGGCCUGGAGGUGACCUUACAGAGUUAGAUGGGUCCAGUGAGGUUACAAGAAUGCCGCCUCGAAGGUCACGAGUUCAGAAACGUGUUGAAAGAGUUGCGCAAGGCCAGCAUUCACCUAGAUCUCGUAGAUUACGUACUGUAGCAGAAAGAACAACCAAGUGUCUCAUACCUGAAGAUGGAUUACCUCCCUUGUCUUUACCUCAAAGUGAGGCUCCAGGAAAUGUUCUGCUGUCAAAUCCAGAUCCAAAUGAUUUCAUGCCAAAUAUAAAAGAUGAAAACAAAGCUCCUGUGAUAUUUGCUAUAAAUACCAACCUGUGUGUCUCAGUCAAAAUUGUUACAUUGGACUGCUGUGUGAAUCGUACAGUUUGGUGUUUCACGACACGAGGAAUGACAAGUGUUGGACAGGAGGAGAUUGUUAUAGUCUUAGAAUCUCUGCCAGAAGAAAAUACGCCACCGAAAGAUGUUUUUGUCCAUUUAAAUAAUGUGUUUGAAGAUGCAAGCAAAGGUAAUGUGAUAACAGAGCUAGGACACUCUAUAUUCAAUCAAAGUUUCCUGGGGAGUCGUGAUCACGGAGGGUUUCUGUAUAUCCGAGCAUCGUUCCAGUGCGUACAGAAGCUGACGUUGCCGGGACCACCGUUCCUGUUUGGGAUACUGCUACAGAAAUGGGAGACACCUUGGGCAAAAGUCUUCCCAUUGCGGUUAUUGCUUAGACUUGGAGCUGAAUAUAGAUAUUAUCCAUGCCCUUUGAUAGGGAUCAGGAAUCGAAAGCCAGUGUUCUUUGAGAUAGGUCAUACCAUCAUGAACCUGUUGGCAGACUUCAGGAACUACCAGUAUAUGUUACCUAACAUUAGAGGGGUCGCUAUACACAUGGAGGAUAAAGUCACAAAAAUUAACUUCCCAAGAAACAGAUAUGAAGAAUUAAUGAAGGUUGUGAACAACAGUAAUGAACAUGUGAUGGCAAUAGCUGCCUCAUUCAGUGCUGAGGCCGACUCACACCUUGUGUGUAUACAGAACGACGAUGGCAACUAUCAAACUCAGGCAAUCAACAUACAAAACAAACCUAGAAAAGUGACUGGAGCUAGCUUUGUGGUGUUCAAUGGUGCUUUAAAAUCGAGCUCUGGUCUCAGUGCAAAAUCCAGUAUAGUAGAGGAUGGGUUGAUGGUACAGAUCAGUCCAGACUCCAUGCUGGCCCUUAAACAGGCUAUACGGGACAUGCAUGAUUAUCCAAUCAACUGUGGGCUGAUAGGGGCCCCUAAACCAGAUGAAACAGUCGUUGUUCAGUGGGUGGAAGAUGAUAAGAAUAUUAAUAUUGGAGUAAAGAGUCCUGUAGAUGGCAUGAACAUGGACGGGAUAGAGAGCCUGCGUAUACAUCACGCUACAGAUUACAUUGGCGAGAAAAACAUCGUAAGAUGGACAGAAAUAUUCUUCAUACAGAAUGAGGAACGAGGUUCACCAAAAUGGGACCCAGUGGACUUAAGCCGUAUUGGGGAAACUGUGGCUACAGCAUGUUGUAUGGCUCUGACCCAGCACCUGGAGAAGAUGAAAGAGGCACAACUUGAGAGGAUAGGACUCAGAGUUACACUGGGCUCUGAUAAUGUUGGGUAUGAGGCAGGAGCCAAAGGUGAAAGGUUACCAGAUGUUUAUAUGAAUGACCUUGACAAUGAACUUAUACCAGUUAUACAUCGAGCAACGCAGCCAGAUACUAAUAUUGUGUUAGAACUGAUCUUUGAAGUCCUCGAAUAAUAUAUAGAACAUCUCAUUUGCGAUAUGACAAUGGUUAAGAACUCUCUUACAGCUUUGGAGUAAUUUAAAGAGCAACACACAGUGUGGGAACAACAGUAUACCUUUGAGUUUCUGAUUGUGAUUUUUUGACAGGGAACUAUAUGAAUACACAGUUAGGGUAGUUAAAGAAAUUCACGUUCAUAUGUAUUUUUAGUAUCUGCAUAUGUAUUUUUAGGAUCUUAAAAUGUUUAGUACCAACAUGCUACUUAAGAUAUAGAAUACAGUAUUACCUCGUCUAUAAUGACACCUCCAAGGAGCAAACACCCUGAGUAAGUUAACCCCUCCAGAGCAACAACCUCUUUAUAACAAAACCUUCCUAAUUUUUCACAGUGGUAUUCAUUCUAGACAGGUUAGAUUCUAGUCUUAGCCAAAAUGAGUAACAGUGUUGCCUCAGUAGAUAACUAUGGCACUGUACUUUAUUUACUGGCCAUAUACGGUUGAAAUUUCAGACUUAGGUGUAAUACCAUUCUAAAAAUUCUAAUUGAAAGCUGCAGGAUUGUAAUAUUCAUUACAUGGCUGUGUUUUUAUCUUCUCAGGCAGUUUUAUUUAAUCAAAAUGGUUUGGUAAUUGUUCUCUAUAUAAAAAUCUUAAGAUUGUAUCCUUUCUGAAGAAUUUAAAAAAUAGAUCUUUUAGCAACUGACCCAUAGCAUGUUACUAUUUAUAUUGGAAUACAUUAGACAUAAAAAUACAUUGGAUCAGAUUUUUUUUUUUAUUCGCUUCGGGAAGAGGAGAGCUGGUAUCAUGGUGGGAGCAACUUUUUAUGGGUUUGUUUCCAUGCUGGCUCCUGAAAAGUAAUUUAUUCUCCUCAUUCUGCAGCAUUUGAUAUGAACAUGUAAAUUCCUUUCAGUCGUUUUGUUGUAAAUCUCAGUCCAUUUAAAUGUUUGAUAUCUGUAUGUCAUAGAUAUAUAUAUGUAAACCAUGUUAUGUAAUAUAUAUAUAUACCGGUAUGAUUUUGUUGAUUAUUUGCAGUUGUUAAUUCUAUGUGUGUACACAUAAACAGAUUCUAUAUAUAUGUUAUCAUUGAGAACCUUUUACUGUAAAACUUGAUCCAUGUUUAUUUACAUGAUAUUUUACCGAGAUAUAUUAUUAUAGGACUAUAUAUGUAUAUAAUUGCAUUGACCAAAUUUUUGAAAAUAUAUCUAUACUGUCCAUUGCAUUUUAAGCACUGACUGUUCAACUGUCCAGAAGUGCUUGAUUUAAAUGUUUGUACUUGUUAAGUGAAAUUGCACCAAUGUUCAUGUCCUGCGAUUCAUUAAUGAAUAAAAAUGUGAAAUUUUGAAAGAGAUAAUAGCUUGAGAUUUUUGCACUUGAAUAAGACAGUUUAGGAUUUCAUUAUAUAUGUAUUUUGAUAUGCACCUGAGGUGUAAACAUUAAGAACCGUGCUGUGUCAGUUGAUUUCAGAAUUAAAAAUUGGUAAAAUUCAUGUAGAAUUUAGUUUGGAGAUAAUUAUAUAUAGCGUGAAACUUUUAUAAAACAUUAUAGAACAAUAUUAGCAUUGCUUAUAACAUAUAGAAUUUUGGACAUCUUUUUAGCUUACAGGUGUUGACAUUUCAGCCUGUUAUUUUGAGGAUUACAGAGACAAUUUAUGUGUCUGAAAUCAUUCAUCCUGCAACUCUGAUUCUUGUAGGGAAAUUGGCAGUUACUUGCAGAGAACAUUUUGUACUGGGACAGAAUCCAGGAACACUGGUUAGGUUAACUGCUUGCCAUUAAAUAACUGAAAUAUUGUUGAAAAACAGCGUUGUUGCCAAAACAAACAAACAAAUCAUUUUAUUUUAAUUGCUUACUAGGUUUUAUAAGUUCAGGUUUUGUCACAAGCAAAGUAAGUCAGAAUUAUGAUUUUGUCUGGACUAAGAUGCACUGAAAUAUAUGUAUAUUUACAUAGUAAAACACUGUUCACUCUGUCUCAAGGGGAUAAGUGAAGUGCACAAGUUAUCUUGUAUUUUUAGCUAUUAAGAAAAUGUCUUUAAGAUCUAAUAAGUUGCUCAAACAAGCAGUGUUUCAUGAUAUAACAAUGGAGUUUUCAUACAAACACAUAAAGCGAAAAUUGUUAAAAGGGUUUGGCACAAAUUUCCUCUGUAUUAUUGAAUUAAGUUUUGAUCUAAUAGCUAAACUUUAACCUGCAAAAUUUCUAAAAUGGACUGGUCUAUCAUUCAAUUUGGGCAGUACCAUUUAUUAUUCAAAAGGUUGUUCACUGAAAAUUCACUGACCGAAUAAGGAACAGUGCAGCCCAUGUUCUUGGUAUGCACUGGUCGCAAAGGCAGAAUCACUUACCACCAGCAGGCUAAAGAUUAAAAAGAAACACAUAUACAUGUAGUUACUGUGAGGUAUGUUGUUUCAUAUAAAAAGAGAAAUUUAUGUGUAACAGUUAGUUUUGAAGCAUAAUUUUGUUACUGUGCGUAGAUCUAAUGUUUUAUAUUAUGUUGAAAUUUUUGUUGCAGUUAAUUUAUUUUCAGUUAUUGUUAAGAAUGUAGUAUGUAGAAACAAAUAGGCUUUGUAAUUGUGCAAUAUUGAUCAUGUGCUGAGGUUCUGAUUCUUUAAUUAACAGUAGCUAGGUUGUAUAUUAAAUAUUGUGGGCUUAGCACAAAACGGUUGAAACUCCUUCUUUAUUUCAUAUGAGUUACAACCGUUUUGCGCUGAGCCCGCAAUUUUAUACAGUUGGAACUCGGUAUCUCGAUUUCCAAGGGAUCAAGCUUUUUACUUCGAGAUGACCGAAAUUCAAGUUAAAAUGAUAUUUUGUACAUGUGUUUAGGGACGGGACUUGCAAAUGUCCUCAGGAUGGCCAGAAUUUUGAGAUAACCGAGUUCGAGAUAUCGAGUUUCAGCUACAUAAGAUUUCUCUAAGUACAAUUUCAGGUAGAAAAAAAUUUAAAUGGGAUAUAGUAAGUUUAUUUGGCACAGUUAGUUUGACUGUUGAUGCUAUUUAGCUUGCACUUUUUUAAUGUGGUUGGGCAUUGUGCUCACUGCUACAAGUAGGCACCGUCGUUUAUAUGACUGAAAAAUUGUUGAAAAAAAACGUUAAACCUGAACGCACACACACACACACACACACACACACA
This is a messenger RNA of Mercenaria mercenaria, 8172 nucleotides long. RefSeq lists its product as uncharacterized. Bases 267 to 5078 code for a protein of 1603 amino acids. Gene Ontology annotation, biological process: endosomal transport. Gene Ontology annotation, cellular component: early endosome membrane. The record is from RefSeq and is a predicted model, not a curated record. The transcript is spliced from 21 exons. Gene Ontology annotation, molecular function: metal ion binding. NCBI's taxonomy places the organism in Eukaryota, Metazoa, Mollusca, Bivalvia, Venerida, Veneridae.